This is a messenger RNA of Paramormyrops kingsleyae, 987 nucleotides long. RefSeq lists its product as uncharacterized. Gene Ontology annotation, biological process: positive regulation of heart rate; adenylate cyclase-activating G protein-coupled receptor signaling pathway; regulation of systemic arterial blood pressure. NCBI's taxonomy places the organism in Eukaryota, Metazoa, Chordata, Actinopteri, Osteoglossiformes, Mormyridae. The record is from RefSeq and is a predicted model, not a curated record. Gene Ontology annotation, cellular component: extracellular region. Gene Ontology annotation, molecular function: hormone activity.
AGGAGCUGCUCCAGUCAGCUGUGAUCCCAGCGAAAGUGCGCCUGCGGCUCGCGCAGAAGCCCUCCGGGUAUUACGGUUGCGCGUGGUAAGGAGCGUGAAACCGCUACAGUUCAGCCUGGCCGAUCUCAGCAUUUUCCUCUGGCCCCUCCGCGCCGCGAUGCUGCCCCUUUCUCCCGUCGCUGUGUGCUGCAUCAGCCUGCUCUCCCUGCAGCACCAGCUGCUAGCCUGGCCAGCCGGAGUCCGCCUCCAGACCUACAGAUCGACUUCCGAGGAAAAGCAGCAGGACCUGGAGGAGGACAUGAAGGCGGGGCCAGUCUCACGUGGAGGCGGGGCCAGUCUCAUGUGGAGGCGGGACCAGUCUCACGUGGAGGCGGGACCAGUCUCACGUGGAGGCGGGGCCAGUCUCAUGUGGAGGCGGGACCAGUCCCAUGUGGAGGCGGGGCCAGUCUCACAUGGUGGUGGGGCCAGUCUCACAUGGAGGCGGGGCCAGUCUUACAUGGAGGCGGGGCCUGUCUUCAGCCACCCCAUGCCACCGCACACUCCCCUGGAAGCCAAGUGGCUGCUAUGGAGACGCCUUCUGUUCCAGAGUCCCCCAAACCAAGAGUCAGGCCACCCCCCAGCCCCACCCCGAACGAGGAGCCUCCGGGCGGCCGGUGGCACGAGGCAGCACAGGCGGCGGAGCAGGAGGGAGCGGAGGCACAGCAAUAGCGCCCUCAGGGGUCACCAGCACGCCCAGCUGAUGCGCGUCGGCUGUGUCCUCGGCACCUGCCAGGUGCAGAACCUCAGUCACCGCCUCUACCAGCUGAUUGGCCAGAGUGGCCGGGAAAGCUCCUCCCCCAUAAACCCCAGGAGUCCUCACAGUUAUGGAUGAGCAGGAAAAACACACAGACACACACACACAGGCACAGACACACACAGGCACAGACACACACACACAGGCACAGACACACACACAGGCACAGACACACACACAGGCACAGACACACA